AUGUUCGUAUUAUUGUUAGUUUCACUUCUUCUUAUCGGCAGUAGUCAUACGCUACAAUGUGUAACUAAUUGUACAAUUGAUGAGCUUAAUUUUUAUCAACCACUUCAAUUUAAUGACAAACUAUGCGAACAACGUAUCUCAGCAUCCAGGUGCUCUGUCGAUUUGGAUUUCAAUUAUUAUACACAUAAGUAUUCUGCUAUAUUUGAACAUAAUACUGCAUCACGAGAUUUUAUUUACAUCAAUUCACGAUCUUAUUUAUCUUAUAAUGUUCGUUAUCCAUGUUCAAAAGAUGCCAACUGUGCUCUCUUUUACGCACAAAAUAGAGUGAAUGAAAUGAGAGAUCGUGCUUACAAUGUCACUCGUAUAUAUGAUCAACUUGAACCACUUAUUGUGAAUUCAUCAAAAUCUGAUUCUAUUCAGUGUUACAAUAUCAAAAAUGCAAUUGUUCAAUGUGCACCUACAGAAAUUUGUAAUUUGGAUUAUGAUCAAAGAGCAAAUAAAAUGAGAACACGUGGUUGUAAAUAUUUCAGCCUACCUACAGUUAUGGUCUACAAUAGUGAGACUUAUUCAUCUUUUGACAUUGCUUGUAAUCGUAGUUUAUGCAAUGAUGAUGUUACACUAUCGAAAAUUAAAACAAUUUUUGCUGAUAAUCGUUUAACUGAUGCCAAUGGACGAAUAAUUGCUGUGGGAACAAAAACGAUUGCUUCUGCUGUUUUACUAAUAUUUAUUUUAAUAUCUAAAGUUGUCUUUUAUUUUUAA
Molecule: messenger RNA, 759 nt
Organism: Adineta steineri
Lineage: Eukaryota; Metazoa; Rotifera; Eurotatoria; Adinetida; Adinetidae
Source: the annotation of a GenBank genome assembly